AUGAAUUACGGAAUAAGAAUAAUAUAUUUUAUUUUAUUUCAAUAUGUCAAUACAAUACGAAAUCCAUUACUUGUUCAUAUUGCAGCACAUCACUUGAACUUAGAACAACAAAGUCGUACAAGUUCAACUGAACCAUAUAUCUAUCGACAUCGUUUAAUAACACGAUCAACAACAACAACACCACCAAUAACAAUAAAUAAUUAUGAUUUCUCUUCAACAUCAACAACAUUUCUUCAUUAUUAUCAACCAUCACCAACAUUUAUUAAUGAAUAUAUAUCAUCAAAUCAAACAGAAAAUAUAUGUCCAAGACAAAAAAAUGUUCAUAGAAAUUGUCAACGUUCAUGUCAUGGAACAAAUCAAAAUACAAAUUGUCGUCAACAAAAAAUUUGUAUAUGUGAUCAUAAUUGUGGAUUUUCUUGUCUUUCAAGAACUAUUAUAACUGAACGAUAUCUUUGUCCAUUAAUAAAUAAUCCACCUCAUGGUCGAAUACAUUAUGAUGGUCAUUCAUUUUAUAGUCGUCUUAUUUAUGAAUGUAAUCCAGGUUAUACAGUCGUUGGACCAAAAGAACGUAUUUGUGUUAGUGAUGGUUUUUGGGAACCAGUUGUUGAUGUUUAUUGUAUACGUAAAGAUGAAGUUUGUAUAAUGGAUAAUUUAAUAAU
Molecule: messenger RNA, 659 nt
Organism: Rotaria sordida
Lineage: Eukaryota; Metazoa; Rotifera; Eurotatoria; Philodinida; Philodinidae
Source: the annotation of a GenBank genome assembly